Lathyrus oleraceus (garden pea) is the source of this 681-nucleotide messenger RNA. RefSeq lists its product as uncharacterized. Bases 1 to 681 code for a protein of 226 amino acids. The transcript has a single exon. The record is from RefSeq and is a predicted model, not a curated record. NCBI's taxonomy places the organism in Eukaryota, Viridiplantae, Streptophyta, Magnoliopsida, Fabales, Fabaceae.
AUGGAUACUGGAAGAACGAAUACUCGGAAAUACAGUUUCAGAUGUCCUGAUCUUAAUGAAUUGAGAAAGCUAGCAUCUUUUGUGAAUGAUCCUAAGGAUUUCAUAGACCGUUUUGGAAGACUUUUGUCUGUUCUAUCUACUCAUGUUGAGGAUGGUCUUCUUUGUACUCUGGUUCAGUUCUACGAUCCCUUUUACCGAGGCUUCAUUUUCCCUGAUUAUCAGUUGUUGUCUACCUUGGAGGAGCAUGCUUAUCUUUUAGGUAUACCAGUUUCUGAUAGGGUUCCUUUUUGUUGUUUGGAAGGGAUUCUGAAGUCUCAAGUUAUUGUUGGAGCUAUUCACAUGAAGAAAUAUGACGUAGAUGCUAAUCUCACUGUCAAAGUAGGUAUCAGAGGGUUGACUUCAAAAUUUCUGAUUGAGAGAGCCUCUUCUUUUGCUAAUGCUGAUAGCAUGGUGGCCUUCAAAGUUAUUCUUGCCUUACUCAUCUAUGGCUUGGUAUUAUUUACCAACAUUGACAAUUUUGUGGAUGUUAAUGUUGGUAGGAUGUUUUUGGUUGGGAAUCAUGUUCCAACUUUGCUUGGUGACACCUAUUUCUCCAUUAAUCACAUGACUUCUAAGGGAAAUGGAACUAGUAUCUACUGUGCACCUUUGCUAUACAAGUGGUUUAUUUCGCACUUGCCAUAA